Messenger RNA from Paecilomyces variotii, 594 nucleotides. RefSeq lists its product as hypothetical. Lineage: Eukaryota; Fungi; Ascomycota; Eurotiomycetes; Eurotiales; Thermoascaceae. The record is from RefSeq and is a predicted model, not a curated record. The coding region runs from base 59 to 379 and encodes 106 amino acids. The transcript is spliced from 2 exons.
CAAAGUCCCUGGGAACGCCCUCUUCUGUACGUCUGGUUCCAUCGGGGACGACGAGACGAUGAGCAGUUGCGUCGAUGGCGGGGUCUUCAUUCUGACCACUGCGAUCUCUCUUCUUCAGGAGAGCCUUUAUUUUGUGGAAUACUCCAAGGACUCUUCUAUGGCGCCAGGGAUAGACACCGAACCAGUCCCGGAAGAGAACAAAAUGGAGGAUGUACAUCGCUAUAACCCCCAAACAUCCAAUCGAAAGAAGUAUAAUCACAAUAAUUUGGGAUUGAUACAUCUUUUCGUGAUUUGCCUAGAGCUUGUUUGUAAAUCAAGUAUGUGUUUCAGUCUCGGGGGAAGAGACACGAUAUGUCUGAAAGCGCGUUCUUUGCUAUGAAGAGGACUGUCUAUUAGUACAAACACUAUGUCACUUAAAGAUAGAAGACAGGGUCAUAUACAUAACGAGAUUUGGAGCUGAAGAGCCUGGACGCUUAUGGAUAAACGUCUAUGGUAGUGAGUCGUUACGGAACAGGGCUAAGAUAAUAUGUUUGGAAGAAGAGACUUUAUAUCUGGAGUGUUACAAUGGACAGAUGCGUCAACAUAGGUUUCGGG